Molecule: messenger RNA, 2001 nt
Organism: Lactuca virosa
Lineage: Eukaryota; Viridiplantae; Streptophyta; Magnoliopsida; Asterales; Asteraceae
Source: the annotation of a GenBank genome assembly
CAUCUUUCUCGCUCAUCGGUUUUAGAGAGAGAAAGAGUGUUGUAGUUAGUAAGAAAAAAGUGCGAGGGGGUAUACAUACAUAUAUAUGUAUGUAUAGAGAGAGAAAGUAGAGAGAGUGAGAGAGAGGAAGAAGGUGCAUUCAGCUACGACUGUUUUGGAUUGAAGGAUAAUUGGAAGUCUUGAUCUCCAUUAACAAGCUGCUGGAAGUAAGAGUUUCUGUUCUUCUGUACACUUGUCAACAACCCCCAAAUUUGCUUUCACUUGAUCACAGUCUCGAAAUCGUCGAUUUUACUCUCAAAUUAGCUGAUUCUCGACCUUGUUUGUGUUGUAACGGUUUCUGUCAAUCUAAAUUUGGAAAGCUAUCCAUAAGUUCAUGAUCCAAGAUGCAUUCAUUGGCAAGAGCAUAGAGCCAUACACAAACAUUGAGCUGAAAACCAGCUGAAAAUAGUUUUGGAAGGUUUAAAAACACUAUUCUAAGCAAAAGUCUUGUAUUUUAAUGAGAUUCAGAUGUUGCAAAGGCAAAUUAUGUUCAAGCAGCUUGAAGAACUCCAAAGGCAAAAGAAACUCCAAGAGUUAAACGACUCCAGACAACAAAAUGUCAUUAAUCAACAAUCUUUACUACUCAAUAAGCAAGCUUCUGGAGCUCAAUAUGCACCAUUAAUCAAUGGAACUCCAGUUCGUGAUCCAUCCCAAAUGUUCAUGUUUGGUAACACAAAUUUGGUCCAAGGGUUUCAAAAUGGAUUACCUUAUUCACAAUCUGGACAUGGUUUUAGUCGUUUUUCUAAUUUUCAAGGAACAACACGUGAACAACCACCCAUUGGUGAACAACAAAUGGACACUGUUGCUAGAUCUUCUUCCAUGAGUGAUCAAUUCAAUGCUGCUUAUCAAGAACAAGGUGAUUUUGGUGGAAACAUUGUGGAUAAAACAACAGAUGUUAACCUUAACCCUCAGGAUUUCACUAGUUUGGAUCCAUUAGAACAGAAGUUCUUAUUCAAUACAGAUGAUAACAAUUUUGGGAACAUGUUUGAAGACACUGAUAACUCACAAGCUUUUCCUUCUUUACAAAGUGGGAGUUGGAGUGCUCUUAUGCAAUCUGCCCUUGAUGAAACUUCAAGCACUGAUACAGGUGUACAAGAGGAAUGGAGUGGUUUAAGCUUUCAGAAUCCAGAACUUUUCAAUGAUAAUAAUAAUAAUAAUCAGCCUUCAAACAUUAUGGAAAGUGGGAAACAUCCAACUUCAUGGUUUCAAAACAAAACAACUAAUCAAAAUUCAAACUCAAACUCAAACUCAAACUUCCCUGGUUUUCAGCAGUUUCCUUCUACAAAUUUCCAAUUUUGUUCAGAUUCUUCUCAUGGAUCAAAUCAGCAAUCUCAAAAAGAAGGUGGUGAUUCUUCUGGAAUGUCUGCCAUUGUUGACAAAUCAUCCGGAUUUCCUGUUCAAGAUUCAAAUGCUCAAACAAGUCGACAUAUGCUUGAGCUUCUUCACAAGGUAGACAAAUUCAAAGAAUAUAAACAUGGUCAACAACAACAGUCUUCUUAUACUGAGUCGACUCAGAGAAAGAUACCUAAAGCUGAAACUACAGAUGCAUUCACUCCAUCAAACAAUUCUUCUGUCCAACAAUCAUUUGGAUUGAGGUUGUCUCCUCCAACUCAAAGACACCCUGCAAAUUAUUUCAACUCAUCUCAAGUGGUCAACUCACAUUUAAAGAAUCAAGAUGGUCAACAGGGUUCUAAUUCUAAUCCAAAAAGUCAACCUAAUGUCUGGAUAGAUAUACCUUCUAGCAGAAUGGAAACUGCUUCUGAAGGUCAAAAUUCACAAACUUUUGAUUAUGGGCAAGGGCAAGAAGGUAAAUUCCACCCCGGGGAAGAAUCUUUUUCAGGGCGUUUAGAAGCAAACGGAUCUGGUUCUCUGAAACAAUCACAUAUUUCCCCUCAUGGGUACUCUCCUUUAAACCCCACGUACUCUGGGCCAGGGGUAAAAAAAGGAAAGACAAGAUUCUGA